This is a messenger RNA of Camelus dromedarius (Arabian camel), 4053 nucleotides long. It is a transcript of the gene CDKL3, whose product is annotated as cyclin dependent kinase like 3. Gene Ontology annotation, molecular function: protein serine/threonine kinase activity; ATP binding. The transcript is spliced from 11 exons. NCBI's taxonomy places the organism in Eukaryota, Metazoa, Chordata, Mammalia, Artiodactyla, Camelidae. The record is from RefSeq and is a predicted model, not a curated record. Gene Ontology annotation, cellular component: nucleus. Gene Ontology annotation, biological process: dendrite extension; positive regulation of dendrite morphogenesis; protein phosphorylation. The coding region runs from base 635 to 2257 and encodes 540 amino acids.
CACUAGGCCCCGAGCGGGAGGCCCGCGGCACCGUUGCUAUGGCAGUACGCCGUCUGGAGCUCCCGGGACUAGCGGGCUAGGUAGGGUCUGGGUCCUGGUGCCUGGCUGAGACUGCGCGGGGCUAGGCCAGCGGGACUACAGAAUGGGCUGAGGCGGCGGCUACCCGGACGAGGUCGACUAAGGGCGAGGGGCGCGGCACUGGUCCGGGACCCUAAGACGUCUGGUUUGAGGAGCAGGCGAAACCGAGGUUUUCUUGGGUCCUGGGGCCUGAUCUGUUGGCGACUACAACUUUGCGGGAACCUCAUAGUCGACGGGGGCAUGACAGGACGUGUGGGGACCCCACCCAUGAUGAAUAGGUGACUUGUGGUGAGGGAAUCUUAAAUCUUGGUGGCAAUGGUCGAGACAGCGGGAAGCGCCCCAAGUUCUGGUGAGGGCUGAAGGCCCACAAGGGCACCUUACUGCCGAACUGGCAGAGUGCCCAAAGGGUCUGUGGAAAAGACUCCUGGUUUUUCUGUUUCCAUGUUUUAAAGUAUGGGUUUAUGGUGGAAAUGCAUUAUCCAGCUUCAAUAAAUAAAGGUAUAAAUGUUUAAUCUUUUUUUCCUUUCUUUCUCUGAAGAAGCAGCUGGGCUUGAAAAUGGAGAUGUAUGAAACCCUUGGAAAAGUGGGAGAGGGAAGUUAUGGAACAGUCAUGAAGUGUAAACAUAAGGAUACUGGGCAGAUAGUGGCCAUUAAGAUAUUUUAUGAGAAACCAGAGAAGUCAGUCAACAAAAUUGCAGCGAGAGAAAUAAAGUUUCUAAAGCAAUUUCAUCAUGAAAACCUGGUCAAUCUGAUUGAAGUUUUUAGACAGAAAAGGAAAAUUCAUUUGGUGUUUGAAUUUAUUGACCACACAGUAUUAGAUGAGUUACAACAUUACUGUCAUGGAUUAGAGAGUAAGCGACUUAGAAAAUACCUCUUCCAGAUCCUUCGAGCAAUUGAAUAUCUUCACAAUAACAAUAUCAUUCAUCGAGAUAUAAAACCUGAGAAUAUUUUAGUAUCCCAGUCAGGAAUUACUAAACUCUGUGAUUUUGGUUUUGCACGAACUCUAGCAGCUCCUGGAGACGUUUAUACGGACUAUGUGGCCACACGCUGGUAUAGAGCUCCAGAAUUAGUAUUAAAAGACACCUCUUAUGGAAAACCUGUGGAUAUCUGGGCUUUGGGCUGUAUGAUCAUUGAGAUGGCCACUGGAAAUCCCUAUCUUCCUAGCAGCUCUGAUUUGGAUUUACUUCAUAAAAUUGUUUUAAAAGUAGGCAAUUUGACACCUCACUUGCAGAGUAUCUUUUCCAAGAGUCCCAUUUUUACUGGGGUAGUCCUUCCUCAAGUCCAACACCCCAAAAGUCCAAGAAAAAAAUACCCAAAGCUAAAUGGAUUGUUGGCAGAUAUAGUUCACGCUUGUUUACAAAUUGAUCCUGCUGAGAGGAUAUCAUCUACUGAUCUUUUGCAUCAUGAGUAUUUUACUAGAGAUGGAUUUAUUGAAAAAUUCAUACCAGAACUGAGAGCUAAAAUACUACAAGAAGCAAAAGUUAAUUCAUUCAUAAAGCCAAAAGAGAAUUUUAAAGAAAAUGGAUUUAAGAAAGAUGAAAGAAAAAUAAUUUAUACCGAUACACUGUUAAGCACUUCAGUUUGGGGAAAGGAAAUGGAAAAAGAGAAAAAGCCCAAGGAUAUCAAAGUCAGAGUUAUUAAAGUCAAAGGAGGAAAAGGAGCUAUCUUAGAACCAAAAAAGACACAGUGUGAAGGUAGACACUGUCAACAGGAUGCAGCUGAAAUUGCUCAUACCAGACUUGUAAUCAGCGAACCCCCAAACCCUGUCAAUCCCAGCACUAACUCUUUGGGCAUAAAAGAUGAUCCACAUGCUGGAGGUAGUAUGAUGAUGCCACCCAUUAAUCUAACUAGCAGUAAUUUGAUGGCUUCAAAUCCCAGUUCAAAUCUCUCCCACUCCAAUUCAAGGUUAACUGAAAGAGCAAAUAAGAGACAUACUUCACACUUUAUUGGACAAGUUAUGUCUAAUAGCAGGCAUGAGGAUACAGGUCCCACUCAAAACCAGGUGGAGAAGGGUGUGUUUAAUGAGCGAACAGGUCAAAGUGACCAAAUGGCAAAUGGAAACAAAAGGAAGCUGAAUUUUUCCAGAUCUGACAGGAAAGAAUUCCAUUUCCCAGAAUUGCCUUUCACAAUACAGUCAAAGGAGAUGAAAGGAAUGGAAGGGUGGAGAUGGCCAUUGUAAGGGGAAGAAUUUGAAGAGGAACAGAUUUUUUUUCUGGUAGGGUCUUUUCUUUUAAAUCUUAAAAAUACAAAUUGGCAAGUCUUCCCUUUAAUUUUACAUGCAGUGGAAAUGUAACGUGAGCUGUUAAGACAGCAAUUCCUCUGCAUUAGCAUCGUCCAACUUUGUUUUGUUAGUAAACCACUGUUUUUUUCUUUCUUUCUUUCUUCUAAGAAUUCUGUUGAUGUGAUGCUUUGAUUUGGAUUUAUAAAGUCGUCUCCUUUCUGCCUGCUUCUUUACUUGCCAUGAUUACUGAGUAGGUGAUACAUCCUGUCAUAUGACCCACACUGUAUAUAUACUGAUUUCUGCCCUCUGCUAGUCACAUAAUGUAAGUGUCAGUUAUUUCCUAAAAUGCUCAGGCUUCCUGAAGUGAAUUCUUAAUGAAAUAUCUGACCAUUAAAAAAAUAUAUUCAUUACCAUUACAUGAUUAUAAAUAUGUUCUGUUAAUCGGCUAUAAAAGCAUUUAUAAUAUUUAUAAAGUAUCUGAAAAUUAUAUGGUAUUUAACUGUUACAUUUUUGUAUACUUUUAAACAACUAUCAGCACGCUUCCGGUUUCCUAGUUCCAGCUGAUAGUGCCUUUUAUGUGGUACAGACUUUUUCUAUUUAAGUACAAUCCAGAAGAGGUAUACAACUAAAAUUCUUGAUUGUUGUAUUUUUUAAAAAACAAUAAAGUGAGGUUAUCUGGUAUUUUACCAGGAGUCUGCCUGAUUUCCUAUUUACUAAAUAGACAUGAAAAACAAAGGAAAACAUAAUUUCUUUAUUACAAUAUUGUGAUUUCUUUUCAAUUCAUUAAACGGUUGAUAAGAAUAAACAGCUGAGAUUAUUAUAUAUAAUAUACCUUUCUAACAGACUCCCUGUUAGCUUUAGUAACUAAUCUCCUCCAGGGAGAUUAAGAGUUGUCCCUGUGGUAGGUUUACUAAAUAGAAGUUUGCCCAUUGCCUGUUGCAUUUAUAUAUUUGUUAAUCCUUAUAUCAAAAUAUUGUGCUUUUUUUCCAAUUUCUACAAAAAUGCGUGCUGAGAUUUUGAUUGGGAUAGUGUUAAAUCUAUACAUCAAUUUGACUAAAAUGGAUAUCUUAGAAAUAUUGAAUCUUCCAAUCUACAAGCAUGGUGUAAACUCUCCAUUUAUUUAGAUCUUCAAAUUUUUUCCUGUAAUAUUUUGGAGUAGUCUUAUACAUAAUUCAUUAAAUUUAUUCAUAUGUUUUUUGUUUUUUAUGCUAUUAUGAAUGGUAUUUUUAAUAUCACCUUUUGGUUGAUUGUUGCUAGUAUUACAGAGAUACAGUUUGUUUUUCUAUAUUGAUCUUGUAUUCUGAGACCUUGCUAAAUUAAAUUCACUUAUUCUCAUAGGUUUCCUUCAUUCCUUUGUUCCUUCCUUCUUUUUCAGUUAUAGCAUCUGCAGAUAAGGAUAGUUUUACUUUUUCCUUUCUAGUGUUUAUGCCCUUUAUUCCUUUUUCUUUCCUUAUGGUACUGACUGUGAUGUGUGAUAAUGCUGACCAGGAGUAGUGGGAGUGGACAUUUUUGCCUUUUUACCUGUACCAGACAGAAAACAUACAGCCUUUUCUUAUUAAGUGUGAUGUUAAUUGUAGGUUUUAUGUAGAUGAUUUUUAUUAGCUUGAGGAAGUUUCCUUUUUUUUCUGUUUGCUGAGUUGUCCUUACCAUGUGUUAAAUUUUGCUAAAUGCUUUUCCUGUAUCUACUGAGAUGUUCUUAUGAUUUUCCUCCUUUAUUCCUUUAAUAUGAAUUACAUUAAUUAAUAUUUUCAUGA